Molecule: messenger RNA, 8419 nt
Organism: Dromiciops gliroides (monito del monte)
Lineage: Eukaryota; Metazoa; Chordata; Mammalia; Microbiotheria; Microbiotheriidae
Gene: RBMS3
Product: RNA binding motif single stranded interacting protein 3
Exons: 20
Coding region: 75-1952 (625 amino acids)
Cellular component (GO): cytosol; nucleus; ribonucleoprotein complex
Molecular function (GO): poly(U) RNA binding; mRNA 3'-UTR binding; poly(A) binding
Source: RefSeq, a predicted model, not a curated record
GCUACGCCAGCCACAAUCGUGCCCAUGCUCGGCUCUCAUCCUCGCCACCACCACCUUGCACAGUGAAUCGGAAGAUGGAGAUGGAUGUUAAGGGAGUUUCUCAGUGCCCGGAGCCCAUCCCCCACUCUCAGGGGGCUGGCGGAGGCUGUCAGCAGCCACCGCCGCCGCCGCCGCCGCCACCGCCGCCGCAGGAUGAGCAGCCUGGGGAAAGUGCGGCCGCCGGGGACAGCCACCCAGAGAAGAGACCAAACAGUGAGAAAGAAGACAAAAAGAGGACCUCGGCCAGCAAGACUUCAGGUGCUCCUUCCUACAGCAGAUGGUCCAGCUCACAGCCACAUCAGGAGGCUCUGCAAUGUUCCGGGCUUGAUGCAAUCAGCACAAUGCCAUCUGCAAACAACAGCAUCUGGAGGACAUCACCAUCUAUAGGGAAUCCCUCUUUGAUUUGGACUCUGCGCUGGACGUCCUCCAUGACAAUGAGAAGCCUGGGACGCGGGAGCCUGGGGACUUGCCCCAUUUCUGCAAUAGAAUAUUCUUCUAGUUCCACGGUGAGAACAUACCAAAACAGUAAAUCCAGAGUGACCAUGAGUCCCGGCUUCAGCUCUCAGUGGAACAGCAGCCAACCUGCUUGGAACAGCUAUACCUUUCCAAGAGCAAGCUUGCACUACCAAUCCCAUGCCAGCUACACCUACUGUGCUGGACACCCUGCCCAGCCCUAUGCACCAGCUCCCCACCCCAUGGCUCCUCCCAGCCCCAGCACAAACAGCAGCAACAACAGCAGCAGCAACAACAAUAGCGGAGAACAGUUGAGUAAAACCAACCUGUACAUUCGAGGCCUUCCACCCGGCACCACGGACCAGGACCUAAUCAAGCUGUGUCAGCCGUAUGGAAAAAUUGUUUCCACAAAGGCAAUUCUUGACAAAAACACAAAUCAAUGCAAAGGUUAUGGCUUUGUUGAUUUUGACAGCCCCGCGGCAGCCCAGAAAGCGGUGGCAUCUCUCAAGGCCAAUGGCGUUCAGGCACAGAUGGCCAAGCAACAAGAACAAGACCCCACAAACCUAUACAUCUCCAAUUUACCCAUUUCCAUGGACGAGCAGGAAUUGGAGAACAUGCUGAAACCCUUCGGCCAUGUCAUUUCCACCAGAAUAUUGAGAGAUGCCAAUGGAGUCAGCAGAGGUGUCGGAUUUGCCAGGAUGGAGUCAACUGAAAAAUGUGAAGUGGUAAUUCAACAUUUUAAUGGGAAAUAUCUGAAAACACCACCAGGAGUACCAGCCCCCACUGAGCCUUUGCUGUGUAAAUUCGCAGACGGAGGGCAGAAGAAGCGUCAGAAUCAAGGCAAAUACACACAGAAUGGAAGGCCGUGGCCAAGGGAAGGAGAGCCUGGCAUGGCGUUGACCUAUGACCCUACAGCUGCUAUACAGAAUGGAUUUUAUUCUUCACCAUACAGUAUUGCAACAAAUCGCAUGAUUCCACAGACAUCUAUCACGCCAUUCAUUGCUGCUUCCCCUGUGUCCACAUAUCAGGUCCAGAGCACUUCAUGGAUGCCUCACCCACCCUACGUUAUGCAGCCAACAGGUGCUGUGAUAACACCAACAAUGGACCACACUAUGUCAAUGCAGCCAGCAAGCAUGAUGGGCCCCCUGACGCAACAGAUGAACCAUCUUUCCUUGGGCACGACAGGAACGCGCCCUGGGACCAAGAACCAGUCACCCCACCCUAGUUAUGGCUCUGCAUAUAUGUAUGUGACUGCGGCUGCACCUAUGCAAGGGACCUACAUUCCCCAGUACACUCCUGUGCCUCCAACAGCCGUCCCUAUAGAAGGUGUUGUCGCUGAUACCUCUCCCCAGACAGUUGCACCUUCAUCACAGGAAGCCAGUGCCCAACAGCAGCAAAUAGCAGUGGAAACGUCCAGUGAACAUACACCUGCAUAUUCCUACCAACAGUCUAAACAAUAAACAGGACUGAAGAAUGUCGAUCUGAAAACUUUGCCUUGAAUGGACAAACUUCAUUGAACAAGGAGUUGGCUUCCAGUUUGCACAGGCGUCAACCGAAUGCUUUUUUUUUCAUUUUCUACUUUACCCAAUGAAAAAAAAAAACCCAAGUGUUUUUAUGUGCUGUGCAAAAGGUUCCGUCAUGUAGUCUGACAGUUUUAUUUUUGCUAUAAUUUUUUUUAAUUAAAGAAAAAACCCAGAGGGGGAAAAAAAAACACAAACACUGGGGGUUGACAUUUCAUCUGGAUGAACAUUCGGAUUCAGAAUUUACCUGAAGGUGUAGAUAGAUUUUUUUUUUUUUAAAAAAACAUCAAAUCUGAUGAUGUCAAGAGGGAGCGAGCUGAGAUGAAAACCUUGUCUUCCUCAAUAAUUAAGCUACUUUCUCUUUUUUCCCUUCUUUAACUCUAGUGCAUUUUUUUUAAUUUUUUUUCUUAGAAAUGUUUAGGUAAGGUUUAUCUUGAAUCUUAAUUGCCUUAAUUUUAAGGACGUCAGAGGCUCUCCAGGCAAGCUGUCCACGUCUUGUUAGAAAAAAAAAAAACGGAGAAGGAAAUUUGAAAAGACUGCUUUGAGCCAGCUUCAACUGGUGCAGAAGUUUAAUAGACUCUGAGUUUUUAGGGUGAAAAAAAUAAACUGUACAGUUGAAAAGAAAAUGUUUUUCUUCGUUUGAAGAAAAUUUGUUGAUAAAGGAACCGUGGCAACUGCAAGGAUUAGAAAAAAAUGCUGGGACUUUUCAUGAACUUUGUCUUAAGUGUUGACAGGAAUCAUUCUAGAAAGGAAAAGUGACUGACAGUAAAGUGAUUGACAUUGGUUCAAUCAAAUGGCUGCAUUCAAAAUGAUACGGGGUUUGGGGGGGGGCAGGAUGCAGAUUUUUUUUUAUUUCCAAGGCGUGAUCGCUGACAAAAGCCCUUGUGCUUUUUAUCUGCAGUCUUUUUUAUGAGCGUUAAGAAGUUUUUAGUCAGCUUUGCUUGUCACAUUGCAAAACCUAGCUUAAGAGCAUUAAAAAAAAAAAGAAAAAAAACUUAAGUAGAUAGGAGCUUAUGGUCAAAAAAAAAAGUGCAAAAAAAAAGCAAUAGAUAGAAGAAAUUGUUGACAAUUUCUGUAGUCUUUCCUAGUUGUGAUCAAAUGCAGCCUAUGGAUGGCCUAUUUUAUACCAAAGAUGAAGUGACAUCCUAACGCAGUCCAGAAGAUAGAGGUUUUCUUUUGUGUUCUUUUUUCUUUUUUUUCCUCUUCUUUAAAAAAAAAAUCUUUAUUUGACCUACAUGGCCGGACCAGUUCUUAUUUCAUGUUUGUUUAACCUAUAUUCCACUGGUGUUUUACAUACUGCAAAGUUUAUAAAGAAAAUUGCACAUUAGUUGGGCCUAGGAAGCCCAGACCUGUUGGGUUCAAAAAAGAAUCAGAGCAGGACAAGAUCCAAGCACCAACUAAUGUCACUGAAAAGGCUUUCAUUUUGCUGAGCUUUUCGCCUAUGUUCUUGUAUGGCGCAAUUCAUAGUGGGGGCCACCUCUAUUGGGAGGCAGUCGCCUAAAAGGCUGAAUUAUCUUUCUGUGCAUGUUGGACUAUAAACUCUUCUGGGGGGAAAAUACAUUUGAAAAGGUCACCUGUCCCCUUCCCCCUCCCUCCCUAAAUAAGUCUGUGGAAUGAUAGGUGGUCUCCUUAAAGAAUGUCUCAUUGUCUUUGUAAAGAAAGUCUUCCUUCUGAAUUCUGUCACCCCUUUGGUUCAUCUGCUCACCUCGUCCAGCAUGGAUAUCAACUUUGAUCCUGAAAUGGAGGGAAAAGGAAGGCAGGGUUGCCUUCCUUUUAAUUUGUUUUUCAUUGCAUCUUUGAAGGCUAUGGUUGCCAGAAAGAAAAGGGGAAAUUGGACUUUUUUUUCUCAAUUUAACUUUCCUGGGCAGGUAGGAAUAUUAAAAAUAAGGGUUUUUUUCCUAAUGGAAUUCUGGGUAAGCUCUUAAUAUGCUGGUUGACAAUCAAGAGUUAGUAUGAUUUUAAAAAAAAACAAAAACCAAAAGGACCCAGUCCUGGAGAUCAGUUAAGCCAAAGGAGUUGGUGGAUGCCCCAUUAGGUCCAAAAGUGAAUGCAGUUUCAUUAGCUGAGACACAAUUGUACAUGGUUCUUUUAAGACAUCCAUGGGAAAUUUGCAAUGUUUUGCCUGAAAUCCAGGGCAGUAAAACUUUGUUAAUUGAGAAGGGUUUGAGAGUAGUACUAUUUUCUGAAUGAAGCAUUGGGAUCAAAGAAUUAGUAAAAGACAUAAGUUACUGAGUCAAAGGAAUGAGGUAAUGAGAUCAUUUUGUAUUGCUGUGAAAAAGAAAAUACUAUUCAUUUAAAAGGAAAAAAAGUCAAUCAUAUCCCAAUGAAAUCCACUGAAAUAAAAGCUACGGUUCUGAAAUUGAUCUGAAGUUCUCAUGAAAGAAAUGCCUUUAAAACCCAAGGAAAAAUGAUUUCAAGUAAUGGCACUUUCCCAUAUCUUAAUUUUAAUUUUCAAUUUGGGGGAAAGAUCCCUCAAAUAAUUGGCUGUUAUAGUUCUAUUUAACACCAAUUCCAGAGAGAAGAACCUACUGCCUAUUGGUCCCUACUAUCAUAAAGCAUCCCCAUAGGUUAAGGGGGAGGAGGACUCUCUAGGUUUCCACUUCAUUUAUUGCCUUUUCUCUGGGGUUUGGGUUUUUUGUUUCGCUUCCCUUUUUUUUUUUUUUUUGGCAUUUUGUAGAUGGCACCAACUUGAGUUUUAUCAUUGCAGAGCUGCCCAUAGAGAGCUACAAAGAAUCCUUCAAACCAGCCUUAUUCAUUUCCCUCUUCCCAUUCUCCAAACUCCUUGUAUAAUUAUGGAUUCUCCCUGAGAAUAAGUGAGUUGAAUGGAAAACCACCAUAUUUUGUUCUAUUUCCUUAUAAAUCCCAAUGUGACACAAAGAAAAGUCUCAUUUGCUCUGGACAAUGAGGCUCCAAGGUAGCUACCAUGUGGCUAAUGAAUAUGCUGAGGUCACUUCCUGUUUCUAUUCAAAACCGUGCUGUUUAAUUUGUAUCUUUAAAAGUUGUUGGGGGAGGGGGGUUCUUUUGUUUUCCCCAGCAAUGAAAGUAAAAUAAUUCUGAUGUUUUUAUUAAGCCAAAAGGGGCAAAAGGAAAUCACCCCACCAAACGUUUUGACCACUGCCAUGUAUUUUGUGUUCAAAUUGUUUAAACGGUGCCACACUUUCAAAGAUCUCAUCUCAUACCAAAAAGAAAAGUGAAAAUAUUUCUUCUCUGUACAUGAGUUUGCUCACCCCUCUCUGUCCUCUGACCUAUGAAUUUUCUCAAGUGUCAAGCCAAGCCUGAAAAAUAGCAGAAUACACAGGUAAACAAUAGCAGGUUCUGAGCACACACCCUGUUUGAGAGGGGGAAACCCAGGAGCAAACCAAAGCAAAGCUGCCAUGUUUGCUUGGAAAUAGUGGUAAAUGGAAGGGACCCUGAUAUAGUAACAAACUAUAGUACAGAGAUAGAAAAAUUCUUUAAUACAAUUAUCUAAAAACAAAACCAAUGUCCUAUACAUUAUGGGUCAAUGAGAGUUUCUACGUUUGGCCUGCUUUUUCAAUUGUCCAAUUGGCCUUAUAUAUCAAGACCAGGAGAUUCCUGAUUGAAUGAUAAAGCUCCUUAAAGUGUUUGAGCAAGAGAGCCUGACCUUAAUAUAUGGGCACAAGCAAAAAUCAACAAACCAGACUCCAUUAAGUAUUUUUUGUCACAUCCACACUGUAGUCAGCAGUCAGCAGAACACAAAUGAGUAUUUUCUUUUCACAAAGAUGAGAGGUUGUCAGAGCGACAAUGUAUAUGAUGACUGGGAGUUUCUAAAUACCUCCUUAUGCCUUCUAAAAGAAACACAAGGUCACAGAAGGAUUAUAAGGGAAUUGAAUAUGCAAAUGAGUGCUGGUAACAGAGGCUGCCUCAGGACUCUUGGAACUCCUGAUUAUAUAUAAAAGAUGAAUAUACUCAUUAACUAAAGGAUUCCCAGACAGUCUGAUGCUAAAUUUGCUCAUGGUUUCUUGGUUCAUUGGCUAGAUUCUGUUUGUCUAGAAUGUUGGUGCCACUUCAUUAGAAUCCUUGCCAAGACUCCUGCAGGUAUGUAAAAAAUGAUUGCCCAUCUUGAGUAGCCCCCAUUUGAUGAAAUGUGCAUUUCAGGGGAACUUAAUUCAAUUUGGACACCCAGGCUAUAAUAUCUUCACGGUUUUUCAGUAGCUUAAAUGGAAUCAUUGGAACAGAUUAAAUGACUAACCAAACAAAGCUAGACAUAUGUUUUUAAAGAAAAAAAAAGUUUUGUUCUGAAGUGGACGUAUGAACCAAUACAGAAAAGGAGAGCUCUUCAGGAAAGAGAAACUCUUAAGCGAGUUUAAGUGUUAAAUGAUUUUUAUAUGCAUAAAAAUCAGAUGAAGGGAGAUUAUUUAUGUAUGUGUGUACCGAAAUGCAGCCCAUUUGAGGAAGCCUCCAUUGUAAUAAAGACUAUUUUUAAUAUGUCAUAGUAUUUUGACCUAGAGUAUGCUGUCUAUGGCAGGAAUGGAUGAAAUUUGGAUUCUUAUUUCAUAGUUAGCUAGUCCAGUCUUCAUCUGUUAAACUCAGUUGGGCUGGCAAGUUCUUACUGAAUAUUAAAGGAGGAGUUGGGUGACAAAACUUUCCCAGGCUCAUUGCUCCUGUCCUCCCAGUUGUCCAUCCUGCACCCAGACGGUAAUGAACUUAAUUUUAUCUAUCAAUCUGUCUGGAUGGUGACACCAGAUAUGGUUUUGGAAAAGACAUGGGUUUCAGUCAAUCUCAACUGACAUUUGUUGUCAAAAUUGUCCUUAAGGUAAAAUUGUUCCUAUUAUUGAGCUCUUGGUCAGGGAUGAUUUCAGUGGUUGAUCUAUUGUUCAUGGUACUUUGUGCAAUAAGAGUGCAGAAGUCUACCACCAAGCCCAGUGAGUGCUCACGAGCCCCCACUUAGUGCACCCACUCCCUCCCAUCAGGUUAAUGAUUUCUUUUGUUUUAACUUGAUGCUUAUACAUAGAUGCCACUGCCAAGGAUGGAUAACGUCAGCAAUGCCCUUUGAUUCCAUACCAUUCCUAAUUCAGCAAGUAGCAGUGAUAUAACACAGGAGGAAACCACUCUGAGUCCUCCAGAAAACAUCACCUCUAUGACAACCACCACUUCCCACAUCAAUUAGUCCACCCUGGUCUGCCCAGCCAUUGAUCACAUUCACUGCUGAGGCUUACUGCCAUGAUUUCUGAUUAUACAAAGGAAUCCAUUCAUCCUCAAUUACUUCCGUCCACCCUCGGGCAACUGUGCUGUUCAUUGUACUACCUCCAGGGAAUGGUGGAUAUUGAAACAGAAAGGAGGUAAAAAAUGAAAUCAGUCCAAUUUACUAUCAUCAAAUCAUCUGAUUACAUCUUAUGUUAACAUCUUUGGUUACAAUGAGGUAUAUUGGGUGUCUGUGGAUUUCACUUACCCAUCUUGUUCCCCAUUUACUACAGUUUUUGAAGAGUUAACUAUGGUCUUUGAAGAUGAUAAAUGGAAAAAAAAAACGGUGCUAAAAGCAUAAAUGUUGAUUUGGCUUCCCUCACUGUUGUGAUUUCUUGGGCAUCUCUAUACUUUUGACCAGGACAAAGAUGAAUCAGUUCGCUCAUUAGAGAGAAGAAUUUCAACUGUUGGGCAAAUCCACCUUCAAAUUUUAAAUCGCUGUUAAGAAUGUGCUUAGUUUCUGCACUUUGAAUGACAUUGCUUUCCUGUAUCAUGGCAGGAUGGUUUCUAUAUUCUGGUAGAUCUUAAUGAUGGCUUCAAAAAAUGAAAAUAAUACCCACUUUUUUCAGUUUUCAAGUUGGGCAUCUUCUCAGCUCCCUGGUAACAGAGUAUUGCUAAAGGUGCUUUGUCUCACAGUAGAAAAUGUUUUCAUUCUAAUUCUUUAGCAAAAAUUGGCUAGUUCCUAGGCACCAUGGAGGCACUUAGAAAAUGUAUCCCUAUUCAAAGGGAGGGGACAAAACAGCAAAACAGAACAACAAUCCUCUGUAUGCUAGCAAAUCUAUGGCUAAAAUUAGAACCAUAAAGCUGAGGACAAGCAAACAAAAAACCUGCUUGAUGUUGUGUUGAUGAAAAUUUAGCUUCUAUUAGAAUGGGACAUGGCUUAUUUGAAGAAUCUUUGCCAACCUCAUGGUAACCAAACCCUAGACCCUUGCACCUCUGAAUGCCAUUCAGUUAACAACCUAAUUUAUCAAAGAGCAUUUUUGUCCUGCUGUCUCUGAUUGUCAUGGAAAGUUCUGUAAUGCUAAGGUGUUUCAGGUUUUCUUUUUUCUUUUUUUUUUAAAUUUUCUUACUUUAUUUUUCCAUUUGUACCACAGUCCAACUAGCUACCAUUUCCCCCACUCCUUGGGCUUUCUGUAGAUCAGUGGAUGUUAGGUUUAAACUUCUGUUUUCUUUGAUGAAGCUUUCAAUAAAAAAUGAAAACAAAA